This is a messenger RNA of Galleria mellonella (greater wax moth), 360 nucleotides long. RefSeq lists its product as uncharacterized. Lineage: Eukaryota; Metazoa; Arthropoda; Insecta; Lepidoptera; Pyralidae. Gene Ontology annotation, molecular function: protein binding. The transcript has 4 exons. The record is from RefSeq and is a predicted model, not a curated record. The coding region runs from base 22 to 333 and encodes 103 amino acids.
UGGAUUGCUUGUGUGGAUAUUAUGUUAUUCAAAAAAAUAUUUACAAGUUUAAUAAUUCUUGUACUAGCAGCAGAAGUAUGGUCGCACGUAGAAAUAGAAGCUGAAGAUUACUUCUUUCCUUUAGAGCCGGUAAUAAAUUUCUGCAAAAUGGCGGACCAAUGUCAACACGACUUCGUACCUAUAUGCGGCCAGGAUUCGCUGGGCAUCACGAGAAUGUUCAACGAUAAUUGUGACCUUUACGAAUAUAAUUGUGAUGAGAAAAAACAAUAUCGUCACGUAAAAAUGGAUGUCUGCAAAUAUGAGGCCGCUGCAGCGGAGAGGAUUAGCGAAUAAGUAUAUAAGAAUUAACUAAGAUUUUUU